AUGGAUCCUGAGAAGACCGGUAGCGAGGGCGACGAGCCGCUUCCACAGGCUGUCAAAGACCUAUCAGGGAAGGAAUCUCACAAUACCCACGAUGGUGCAGGGUCAGACAUUCUCAACGGCCAUCUCAUCGAGCUCGAGGUCGAUUUGUCUCGGGUCAUCGGCGAGGAUGAUGUCGAAGGAGACUGGGACGCCGAUACGAGCCCCUUCCCAGCCGUCCGCGCUGUCGUCCCCGAGACGGAUGACCCCGAAAUGCCUGUCAACACCUUUAGGGCUUGGUUCCUCGGCAUCGUCUUUGUUUUCCUCGGUGCCGGUGUGAAUCAAUUCUUUGGUCUACGAUAUCCGGGUGUUCAUAUAGUCUCACUUGUUGCGGAGCUUAUCGCCUACCCCAUCGGUGUCUUCCUUGCGCAUCUGCUGCCUAUCAGCCGCCUGAACCCCGACAGGCAUUUUAACAUCAAGGAGCAUGCCCUUGUUACCAUUAUGUCCAAUGUGUCUUUUGGAUUUGGAUCCGCCGACGCGACCAACAUCAUCCAGGCAGCCAAGCUGUACGGCUUUGCCUUGCAGACUGGCUUCAGUGUCAUGGUCGUUCUGUGCUGCCAGCUCCUAGGUUAUGGCGUCGCGGGAUUGAGUGCCAGGUGGCUUGUUGAACCGGCGAGCAUGAUCUGGCCGGGUGUGUUGAGCAAUGUGGCCCUGCUGACCUCGUUGCACUCGAGAGCUAAUGCAGUAGCCGACGGCUGGAAGAUGUCACGCAUCAGGUUCUUCAUGGUUGUGGGGGGCUGCGCAUUCAUCUGGUACUGGCUCCCAGGCUUGAUGUGGACUGGCUUGUCUUAUUUCACUUGGAUCUGCUGGAUCGUGCCCGACAACAUUGUGGUUAAUCAAGUGUUCGGUAUGGUGACUGGGAUGGGGCUUUUCCCUCUAACAUUGGACUGGUCCAUGGUCGCUUACAACACAAACCCCUUGCUGAGCCCUCACUGGGCUGCUGCAAACGUCUUCUUCGGCUUUGCCCUAUUCUUUUGGGUCGUCACUCCAGCUCUUUACUACACAAACACUUGGUUCACCGCACACCUGCCCUUCUGUACAGCAGAUGUAUAUGAUCGAUUCGGCCAGGUGUACGACUCUACCAAGGUGAUCACUGGUCAACUUUUCGACAAGGCCAAAUACCAGGAUUAUUCACCUCCGUAUCUCCCGGCCACCUUCGCCUUUGUAUACGGGUUGUCUUUUGCAUCCAUUACAUCGGUACUAUCACAUGUUUACUUUUUCCACUGGGGUGAGCUUGUACAUGCUCUACGGGGCUCAACAAAGCUUGAUGUCCACUCAAGAAUGAUGAGAGCAUACAAGAGAGUGCCGUUCUGGUGGUUCCUGUCCAUCAUCGUUAUUGUCCUCGCCAUGUCCAUAGCGAUGACUGAGGUCUACCAUACCGGACUUCCAGUCUACGGCAUCUUCCUCGCCUUCAUCAUCCCUGCGGUCUACAUGAUACCAUGCGGAAUGAUUCAAGGCGUGACGAAUGUGGAUGCCAAUCAGGUCAAUGUUCUGUCAGAGUUCAUUGGAGGCUACCUGUUCCAAGGAAAACCAAUAGCCAACAUAUUGUUCAAGAUACUUUCAACGGACGUUGUCGGUCAAGGCCUUUAUUUCGCCUCAGAUAUGAAGCUCGCUCAUUACCUCAAGAUUCCCUUGAGGACCUUGUUCUUUGCACAGGGUAUCGCUACUAUCCUCGGUGCUUUAACCCAGGUCGGCGUGACCUUAUGGAUGCUAGGAAAUGUCGAGGGCAUCUGCACCUCGGAUCAGCCAAACGGUUUUACCUGCCCUAACGGGCUUACAGUCUACUCAUCCUCAAUAAUUUGGGGUCUCAUUGGACCGGGCCGUCUCUAUUCAGCCGGAAAGAUCUAUUCUGGGCUGUUACACUUCUUCUGGAUAGGCCUCAUCUUGCCCCCGAUCACGUACUACAUCUUCAAGAAGACGAAGUCUGACUUUGCCCGCAAGAUCAACUGGCCGCUGAUCUUUGUCGGCACCUACAACGUUCCACCGGCGACAGGGGUGAAUUUCAGCUCCUGGUACCUGGUGAAUCUCAUAUUCAACAAAAUUAUCUUUAGCCGCUUUAGGGCUUGGUGGACCAAAUAUAAUUAUGUCCUUGCCGCCGCCCUGGACACGGGCCUCGCUAUUGCGGGCAUCGUCAUAUUCUUUGCCAUUACCUAUGGACCGAACCUCCAAUUCCCUGACUGGUGGGGGAACACCGUCUGGCAGAACACAGCAGAUGGUCUUGGCACGCCGUGGCUGCAGAUGCCAACGGUUGGGUAUUUUGGCGGCGCGAACGGAACGUGGGCAUGA
Messenger RNA from Diaporthe citri, 2322 nucleotides. RefSeq lists its product as uncharacterized. Lineage: Eukaryota; Fungi; Ascomycota; Sordariomycetes; Diaporthales; Diaporthaceae. Gene Ontology annotation, molecular function: oligopeptide transmembrane transporter activity. The transcript has 7 exons. Gene Ontology annotation, biological process: transmembrane transport. The record is from RefSeq and is a predicted model, not a curated record. Bases 1 to 2322 code for a protein of 773 amino acids.